AUGAAAACAGGCCAAGGGGCAGACGUGGGCAAGAAACACAAACUUACAUAAUUUCCACACAGCACUUUGUUGGUUAAAUUGCUCAGUGUUCAACAUUCCUCUGGAUCUUCUCGAGAUUUCUGAGGAUGGUGGAACCAAGCGGGAGAUAUCAGCAGUUACCCAGUGAGGAGGAAGCAGAGGAGGGGCCUCAGGUGAGCUCUGAUGCUCCGCCCCCUUACAGCAGCAUUGCAGCAGACAAUGCAGCGUAUUUUGAUUACAAAGAAGACUCUGCAUUCCCCAAACCUCCAUCUUAUAACGUAGCCACGUCGCUGCCGUCGUACGAUGAGGCUGAGAGAAGCAAGGCGGAAACUUUUGUUCCUCUGGUGGCAGGACGAGAUGAGGACUUUGUGGCCAGAGAUGAUUUUGAGGAUGCGGACCAGCUGCGAAUCGGCAACGACGGCAUUUUCAUGCUGACUUUCUUUAUGGCAUUCCUCUUCAACUGGAUCGGUUUCUUCCUGUCUUUCUGCCUGACCACCUCGGCGGCGGGUCGUUAUGGCGCCAUCUCCGGCUUCGGCUUGUCCCUUAUUAAGUGGAUCCUGAUCGUGAGAUUUUCGACCUAUUUCCCUGGCUAUUUUGAUGGGCAGUAUUGGCUGUGGUGGGUGUUCCUGGUGCUCGGUUUUCUGCUCUUCCUCCGAGGCUUCAUCAACUACGCCAAGAUCCGCAAAAUGGCCGACUCUUUCUCCACUCUCCCAAGAACCAGAGUCCUCUUCAUCUAUUAAAGCUUCAUGUUCUUAAGCUUCUGUACGUGUAAUCAUGUUUAAUUGUAAAUACUAAAGCGUGUAAGUUCAUUGUUCAUGAUGAUUCUGAUUUUCGUCCUCCUGCAGCAGCUUGUUGGAAACCGAUACAGAAUUUCUGGCCUCCACGGAGCCGAGGGAUCACCUCACGUUUAAAGAAAAAAGAAAAUUGAAACGCGCUCCGUGUAUAAUAUACUGAAAGAAAUUCAGGUGUUGCUUUCAGAACGAUGGAUGAGGAGUGAUCUAUUAUUAUAGUUUUUUUCCUCCUGUUUUGAUAAACGCCGCUUGAUGGAUGGCGUGAUACACUUUCUAUGUUUGUAGAUGUAAACUUGUGGAUGCUGAUGUCUCUGUAACUGCAGAAAUCAUUAGUGAUUUAAGGAUAAGCGCUUUUUGCAUUCUUGGAUUUGUAAAUGAAUGCCAUGUGAUAAUCCGCUAUGUAGUAACGGCAUGCAGUGGUACCCAUAGGGGGCAGUCUUGUUAUUUUUCUUUAGUUUUUUUCCUCUUUUUUUUUUUCCCCCUUGUAAUGACGUUGGACAUAGAAGCAGCCAGUAGCUGUUGGUCACCAUUCACAAAUAUCUUUACCUUUCUGUGAAUGGCAGUGUUGGGGGAAUUGAAUUUAAAGCAGCACUUUUCACUUUCUCUCUCUCUCUCUCUCUCUCUCUCUCUCUCUCUCUCCCUCUCUCUCUCUCUCUCUCUCUCUCUCUCCCUCCCUCUCUCUCUCCCUCUCUCCCUCUCUCUCUCUCUCUACAUGACAUGAAAUAAAAAUUUCUCUCUCUCCCUUUUGAAAAUAUUUUUUAUUAGAGUCGUUACAUGUGAUGUGGUCAGGCAGUAUGCUUUUAUUGUCUGUAUUUAUUUUAAACAUGGGAAGUCCCAUAAAGUAAAAGUCGGAGUGCAAUUAUGGAGUGUUUUGUACGUCACGCACGCCAUGUGGAAUUAAACUAUAGCCUGAAAUAAAUAUUUAUCCCUUUA
Molecule: messenger RNA, 1742 nt
Organism: Ictalurus furcatus (blue catfish)
Lineage: Eukaryota; Metazoa; Chordata; Actinopteri; Siluriformes; Ictaluridae
Product: NEDD4 family-interacting protein 1-like
Exons: 7
Coding region: 126-758 (210 amino acids)
Biological process (GO): positive regulation of protein ubiquitination; vacuolar transport; metal ion transport
Cellular component (GO): endoplasmic reticulum; Golgi apparatus; perinuclear region of cytoplasm
Molecular function (GO): WW domain binding
Source: RefSeq, a predicted model, not a curated record